AUGGUGAGGCAUCAUUGCGUGGGUGUUGCUGUCUCCGAAAAUACGGAUCCUACAGGACCAUAUGUGCCAAAUGAGACACCACUAUCAUGCAGGCUGAACCAGGGAGGCUCAAUUGACCCAGCGGGAUUCGUUGACAAAGACGGUACACGCUAUGUGAUUUUCAAGAUAGACGGGAAUAGCAUUGGCCAUGGUGGUGACUGUAACAACGGUAUCACUCCUGUGGUACCCACCCCAAUUCUUCUACAGAGAGUAGAAGAUGAUGGCUUUACGCUAAUUGGGGACGCUGUCCCAAUCCUUGGCCGUGAUGAUAGUGACGGACCUCUGGUUGAAGCCCCUAACCUUAUCCUGCAUGGUGACACAUACUUCCUUUUCUACUCAACCCAUUGCUUCACGGACAUUGAGUAUGAUGUGCGUUGGGCAACCUCGAAAUCAAUCACAGGCCCAUACAUCAAGUCUGGCCGGAAGUUAUUCAAGUCUGGCGACUAUGCACUAAGCUCACCUGGCGGAGGCACUGUCUAUGCACGUGGUGAUAAGAUGCUCUUCCAUGGAUUCUGUGAGCCCAAUAAGCGAUGUACAUAUGCUGUGAACAUUGCCAUUGAUGGUAAUCAGGUUACACUUCUUUGA
Aspergillus tanneri is the source of this 624-nucleotide messenger RNA. Its product is annotated as glycoside hydrolase family 43 protein. The record is from RefSeq and is a predicted model, not a curated record. Gene Ontology annotation, molecular function: hydrolase activity, hydrolyzing O-glycosyl compounds. Gene Ontology annotation, biological process: carbohydrate metabolic process. Bases 1 to 624 code for a protein of 207 amino acids. Lineage: Eukaryota; Fungi; Ascomycota; Eurotiomycetes; Eurotiales; Aspergillaceae. The transcript has a single exon.